AUUUCUGCUUAAAGGUACAUACAACAUUUCUUUAAUCCUUUCUAUUUUUACAAUAUAAUUAAUUCUACUUUCACAUAUCCCAGGGAUAGGUGUCAUUGUAAAGGAAUAAUAGGCUAUAAUGGUUAAAGUAUUACUUGUUCUUGGAGCUUGUUCAAUAGCAAAGAUUUCCCUGGAGGUAUCUUGUAGGAGCAAGCACACCCAUUGUCAAUUUGCCAUUCUAAUGUCAGGCUUUUACAAUCCCUAAUCCCCUCCCCAAUUUCAUAGCAUGCAGCCCUCUAACAAUAAACAUUUGACAAGCUGACAAGGUCCAAGGUACAUGGGUGGAAUUAUGAAGUAUUGCCAGAGGGUGUGUUUAUUGGUAUAAAACUUAGCCAUACAUGUCUGUGCAUGCACAGUGCAGUGAGCUUUCACUGGAGAAAUGUCUCCUGGGGUUCAUCGUUGGCACUCACUUACCACAGUGCUGCUUCUUUUCAUGUCCUCGUUGAGUUUUGCUGCUGGUGGGAAGCUGCUUGUGAUGCCUAUGGAUGGAAGUCACUGGCUCAGCAUGAGAGCAGUGCUCAAUGAACUAAGGCAGAGAGGACAUGAAAUAAUUGUUGUUGCACCAGAAAUAAAUCUGUUCAUGGGAGCAUCAGAGUCGUACAUGAUGAAAACGUAUCCUGUGCCUUUCACAAAGGAAGAGCUGGAUGGACAUUUUCUCACAUUUGCUGAAACCAGUUUUAAGGAACAACCUUUUCCAUUAAGGAUUAUUACAAUAUUUGAAAAUGUUAAGCGCACCUCUGCUCUGCUCUUUGCCACUUGUACACACUUACUGUACAACAGAGAGCUGAUGGGAUACAUUGAAGGGAGUAACUUUGAUGCUGUCUUUACAGAUCCCAUGUUGCCCUGUGGGCAGAUCAUAGCUUUGCAUCUUUCUAUCCCUUCUAUUUUCUUCUUACGGGGAAUCCCAUGUGGCGUCGACGCUGAGGCUGCUCAAUGUCCAAACCCACCUUCUUAUGUCCCAAGAAUGCUUUCAUCUAACACAGACCGUAUGACAUUUACCCAGCGUGUGAAGAACCUAAUAAUCAGCUCAUCAGAGUCCCUUCUCUGUGAUAUUGCUUAUUCACAAUUUGAAAGUCUGGCCUCUGAGUUUCUGCAAAGACCGAUGACCAUGAAGGAACUUUUAAGUCAUGGAUCCAUUUGGCUGAAGAGACUUGAUUUUGUGUUUGAGUAUCCCAUGCCUGUGAUGCCCAAUAUGAUCUUUAUUGGCGGGAUCAAUUGUGGACAGAAGAAGCCAUUGUCUCAGGUUAGUGAUUUGUUUGGCAGGACAAGAGAAAUGCUGUUGGCAAUCACUUUAUUAUGUGCUCUGUACCAUAUAUAA
This is a messenger RNA of Mauremys mutica (yellowpond turtle), 1357 nucleotides long. RefSeq names its product UDP-glucuronosyltransferase 1A1-like. Lineage: Eukaryota; Metazoa; Chordata; Testudines; Geoemydidae. The record is from RefSeq and is a predicted model, not a curated record. Gene Ontology annotation, molecular function: UDP-glycosyltransferase activity. Bases 419 to 1357 code for a protein of 312 amino acids. The transcript has a single exon.